This is a messenger RNA of Effrenium voratum, 477 nucleotides long. The record is from the annotation of a GenBank genome assembly. Lineage: Eukaryota; Dinophyceae; Suessiales; Symbiodiniaceae.
AUGAGGACCUUCUCCUUCAGUCAGCUCUUCGGCAUGGCGUCCACGAUAAGGAGCGAGCCGGAGCCCAGCCCGGAGGAGCUUUACACUGGGUACGUCCGCAAUUUAGUGGGGUACUCGGUUGGAACAGCUGUGGAGGAUCCCAGCAAAGACGUGCUGGUGAAUUGCUACGCGCCCUGGUGCGGCCACUGCCGGAGGUUCAAGCCAAACUACCAGGAGCUCGCCCGGAGGCUUUCCCAUGUCUCCAGCCUAGUGGUGUCCCAAAUGGACUGCACGCAGAACGACCUCGGCCCUCUCAGACGAGUGGUGCGGGGAUUUCCUACGGUGGCGCUCUUCCCGGCAGGGCGCAAGAAUGAUAUCGCGAUUUACGUCGGAGACAGAUCCCCAGACGACUUGGCCAAAUGGCUGCACACCAAAGUCACCCACGCCUUUGCGGACACAGAGGAUUCCUUGAACGUGGGAGAUCCAGACGACUUGUGA